Molecule: messenger RNA, 522 nt
Organism: Verticillium dahliae VdLs.17
Lineage: Eukaryota; Fungi; Ascomycota; Sordariomycetes; Glomerellales; Plectosphaerellaceae
Product: ATP synthase subunit D
Exons: 4
Coding region: 1-522 (173 amino acids)
Biological process (GO): proton motive force-driven ATP synthesis
Molecular function (GO): proton transmembrane transporter activity
Source: RefSeq, a predicted model, not a curated record
AUGGCCGCACGAAGCGCAGCGCUCAAGCUCGACUGGGCUAAGGUCACCAGCUCCCUCAACCUUCGGGGCCAGACCGUCGCCUCUCUCCAGGCCUUCAAGAAGCGCAACGAGGACGCCCGCCGCAAGGUCCAGCAGCUUUCCGAGCUUCCCACCGCCGUCGACUUUGCGCACUACCGCUCCGUCCUCAAGAACCAGGCUGUUGUCGACGAGAUUGAGAAGCGCUUCACUGCCCACAAGCCCGCUGCCUACGACGUCUCUCGCCAGCUCAAGGCCAUCGAGGCCUUCGAGGUCGAGGCCGUCAAGAACGCCGAGGCCACCAAGGAGAAGGUCGGCCUCGAGCUGAAGGAUCUCGAGAAGACCCUGUCCAACAUUGAGACCGCCAGGCCGUUCGAGGACAUCACGGUUGACGACUUCAACAAGGCCGUGCCCGAGGUUGAGAAGAAGACUGCCGAGCUCGUUGCCAAGGGCCGCUGGUCCGUGCCGGGAUACAAGGAGAAGUUCGGCGAUCUCUCUGUGCUGUAA